Prunus armeniaca (apricot) is the source of this 186-nucleotide messenger RNA. The record is from the annotation of a GenBank genome assembly. Lineage: Eukaryota; Viridiplantae; Streptophyta; Magnoliopsida; Rosales; Rosaceae.
AUGUCAAAGUCACUGGAGCUGGAGAUAAAGCGUCUGAGAGGUACUUUUAAAGUGAUGACGAAGAUGGAUGAAAUUCAAGAUAAGUUAAGGGAGAAGGAGGAGGAGUUGACGAUGCUGAAGAACUUUAUAGAGCAUUCCUUGUUGAGGAGCGGAAGGAAUAAUGAUGAACUGCAGGAUGCUUGUUAG